AUGGAGGCGGAGACAGUUGUGUUCAAGUUGGAUGUUUCUGAUGAACGACUCAAACGGAAAGCUAUGGAAGCUGUCUGGAAGUUUUCAGGAAUUAAUUUCGUAGACGUCAGAGAAAUAGACAGACUUAAGAUAACAGGAAUUUUUAAGACGGCUGAAAUGGGGAGUAAACUACUGAAGGUAGAUAAAUCUGUUGUGAUCAUCCACCCACCGAAAAAUCACAAUCCGGUUUUCUCUUCAUUUUUACAGAAUAUAGAAGUAUUCAAGUUUAAAGUUCUCAGUGAAAACAUCUUACGGAAAGCGAACACGAUUAUCUGGCAGUUUCCAGGAGUUACUUCCGUGGAGGUGAAGGGAGACCAUCAACUACAAGUGAUAGGAGAGUUUAAUAAUGUUGAUAUGUGGGUGAAACUAACGGAGAUAGAUAAAUCUGUUAACAUGGUAAAGGCUGGAGCAAAAGUAGAAGCGCCACCCCAAAAGAAUGUGGGAUAUAGGAACUCUUUCUCCGCUAUGUCAAGAGGCCAAGCAAAAGAGGAAACCAAUAACAAACCUCUGGUGGGAGUUGCGCGUAGGCGUGAGCUUCCGCUUGAAGCUGCCGAGAGAGAAUUAGCGAAUAGGCGGCCAAUGGGCAAAGCAAAAGAAUACGAGGACUUGUUUCCCCAGAAGAAAGGAGCCUUCGGUGCACAGAAUAAUCGACAUCUUCCAAUCAAGCAGAAGCAGGAAGAAGGAGGCUUUCUUGCAAAGAUGUUUGAUAAUAAGAAGCCACAACAGGAUGGUUGGAACUUCUCUAGACGAAAUGCGGAACUGCACCCUUUUAUAGAGGAAAAACCGGAGUUAGAAAAAACACAAGCGCCAACGCAAGGUACCAGCAGCUACUCAAGCACUUCGUGGAAUCCCUCUCGGUCCAACCAAUCAAGUAGUUUUGGGGAUUCCUCUCGGUCCAACCAAUCAAGUAGUUUUGGAGAUUCCUCUCGGUCCAACCUAUCAAGUAGUUUUGGUCAUUCCUCUCGGUCCAACCAACCAAGUAAUUCUGUAAAUCCCUAUCUAUCCCUAGCCGGAAUGAGUGGAUCCACUACAACACAAACCCAACGAAGGAAACAUUGA
Molecule: messenger RNA, 1098 nt
Organism: Microthlaspi erraticum
Lineage: Eukaryota; Viridiplantae; Streptophyta; Magnoliopsida; Brassicales; Brassicaceae
Source: the annotation of a GenBank genome assembly